Molecule: messenger RNA, 942 nt
Organism: Rhinocladiella mackenziei CBS 650.93
Lineage: Eukaryota; Fungi; Ascomycota; Eurotiomycetes; Chaetothyriales; Herpotrichiellaceae
Exons: 2
Coding region: 1-942 (313 amino acids)
Biological process (GO): autophagy of mitochondrion; nucleophagy; cellular response to nitrogen starvation
Cellular component (GO): phagophore assembly site membrane; Atg12-Atg5-Atg16 complex; cytoplasm
Source: RefSeq, a predicted model, not a curated record
AUGGCUCAAGAUGCAGCUUUGCAAGCCCUCCAGCAAACGGUGUGGCAAGCUCGUCUACCUUUGGAAAUCAGACUAGCGACAUCAGAGUGUCGAACCUUUGACGGAGCAGAUCCUUACUUGAUUGCGUAUCCGCGCCUUUCGUACCUUCCUCUUCUGCUUCCCAGACUACAUGCUUUCUUUUCGCCCUCACUUAUUGCCAAUCCUGAGACCAUUUCGCCGUAUGCGGGCUAUUUCACUUACGACAAUGUUCCCUUGAAAUGGCAUCUACCGCUGGGGCUCCUCUACGACAUCUACGUCUUGUCAACUCAAGAUGCCGCUUCGGAUCAUCUGUCGUCGGCUCCGUUGCCGUUCAGGCUAACCCUGCACUUCACACCGGAUCCAGAAACGCCCACAUUGCCAGACGCCACUCCGGUCGUCUUGCAUGACUCGUUCAUGAAUUCGGUCAAGGAGGCUGAUUUUUUGAGGUCUGGCACCGCGAAUCCUAUCCGGACUUUGUCGGCUCAAGAAACACAGGCAUUGUGGACCUCUACACAAGACAAUGAUUUGAUCACCUUUUCCAAAAUCCAUGGAAGUCUGGUCCCAUCUCCUAACCAGAUGAGAAACAUUCCGCUACGAGUCUACUUGCCGUCGACACCAGAAAAAGAUCCGGGUAAGGCUCAAAUUAAAGCUUUGCAAUCGCGUAUUCCCCCUACAGUCGCGGCCGCCACCCAGAACUCUCCGGCAGCGUUGCGAGGGGGGGGAAGUGUAGGGCAGCCUCAGACAUUGGGCACGGCGUUGCAUCAAUUAAUACCGAGCUUGUUCCCGUCUCGAAGAACUCCCAUUCUGGCGACACCUCUCUUGCACGGGGUUCCUGUUCCAAUGAGUGCUCAACUGGAGGAAUUAGUUCGGUGGGGAUGCUAUGCGGAUGGAUGGUUAUCUGUGGUCAUUGCCAUGCGUGGAUAG